GCGGGAUCAGGGCAUAACACCGCCGGUCCACGUGCGUGCAAAAGAGGAUCUGGACAAGGUUUUAUAUCAGCAUGCUGUGAUUUGCUGGAAGAAGAUGCAGUGCCAUCACUGCCUUUGUGCGUCGGAGGCUUGGGAAAGAGGUCGCUGAACAUUCCACGUUUCAGCUUCGCGGAGUCGGCGGCUGCUUUCACAGUAGGAGACAGGACGAAUCCCUCCCCUGUGCUGGAAGACGAAUCCCCAUACUGUUCCUCUACUUCUACCGACUUUCGUAGGAGGUGACUGACAAUGGGCGACUCUUCUGCAGAAUCGAUAUCCAUAUCGUAGUCAGCACUCACGCGGAGCUCGGUUAAUGGCCGCUCCAGAUCAGUGGUGGACAGACGUCCUGCCGGGGAUGGGAGAUCUGAUUUUUUGCUUGAGCUCGUCGACACUCUCUUUGCCGGAGAUGAGGACAGGUUGGGUGUGUCCUCUGGGUGUCGCGCGAAGCCUCCUUCGUUAACAGGCGAGGUGAAGCCGCUGCUGGGUGGCUCGAUAGCCAAGGUUUUGCAAUUGGUCAUCUCGACUGAGAGCAAGUCUGGAAGUUGCGGGGACCCCUCUGGAAAAGGUUCUCUUACGUCCGUUUCAAAUUCGGCGAUUGCCCUUGGAGCUCUGGAGUACCUCCAGUCCUUGGAUGGUGUUUCCGAUGCUUCUUUCUCAGAGUUCCCCAAAAGGUCAGAAUUGGCAGUGCAGGCGUCCCCGGUUUCGGGACUUGGGGGGAGUCUGGAAUCGAUCGAGCCAACUGGAGAGGCAGCGAACCGGACAUCAAAGCGGAACGACGCUUUGGCGCUUUGAAAGAGCUUUUGCAUUUGUGCAACGUGACCAGGCAUGACGAUCGAUCUCGUUAAGCCCGGAUGGAUUCUUUUCCGGCCCGUGUUCGGCAAAGUGGUGUCUGGUUGGGGCUUUUGAUGUUCGCUGCGGCCUGUGUUAUUGCCUUCCGGGGUUCUCGAGGAGAGGGAAGGGUGUAAGACUUUGGAAAAGAAUAAGGAGGACCGCCGCCGAGGGGGAUCAAUCGGUGCUGCAGAGGCGCAUCCUGGUUAGUACAUUCUCGGGUACAGGAUUUGGUUGCGAACGCGACCGCACAAACAUGAAUGUUACCCACGCUUCGGUGUCCCUGGAGGAUAACCAGAAUGUGUUGACUUGCUGGAAGAGUCGCUGGAGGGCAGAGAACCAGGUGAAUGAUCCAUACCGGAGAAAGUGUUCACAGGAAAAGAGAUGCAGUAUCACUCAAACUCGAUUCGACCUCAAAAGAAGUACCCAAAGACAAGGAGCGGACAUCUGCAGCCAAAGGCAGACAGAGAAGAAGGGAAGAGGUAGGAAUGAGGCUCACGGGCAAGGCACAUGAAGAUAAUGACAGGUCGUGUGCCAUGACACAGGUUGCAAGGGAAGGCCCAAUGCUGAAAAGCUGGCAGCCGCCAUGUCGUUGGCAACCGACAUGCUUGAUUGACGGGAAGCGCAGUUGCAGGAGACAUGAUGGAGAAAGUGAAAGGUGUGUCGAUGAUGUUGGAAAAGCUGAGAUUCUGUCUGGAGAACAGCACCAACGACAACCGGGGUCAUUUGCGGCUUCGUAGACACAUUGCAAUCGAUCCAAAUCCUGAGUCUGUCUAGUUGAGCAGCGGUGAUUGUAG
Messenger RNA from Cladophialophora immunda, 1661 nucleotides. RefSeq lists its product as uncharacterized. Bases 1212 to 1604 code for a protein of 130 amino acids. The transcript has a single exon. Lineage: Eukaryota; Fungi; Ascomycota; Eurotiomycetes; Chaetothyriales; Herpotrichiellaceae. The record is from RefSeq and is a predicted model, not a curated record.